Molecule: messenger RNA, 2898 nt
Organism: Dipodomys ordii (Ord's kangaroo rat)
Lineage: Eukaryota; Metazoa; Chordata; Mammalia; Rodentia; Heteromyidae
Gene: Brdt
Product: bromodomain, testis-specific
Exons: 16
Coding region: 1-2898 (965 amino acids)
Biological process (GO): chromatin remodeling; positive regulation of transcription elongation by RNA polymerase II
Cellular component (GO): nucleus; chromatin
Source: RefSeq, a predicted model, not a curated record
AUGUCUCUGCCAAGCCGACAAACAUCUAUCGUGAACCCCCCUCCACCAGAGUACAUAAAUUCCAAGAAAAAUGGGCGAUUGACAAAUCAGCUCCAGUACCUACAGAAAGUUGUCCUAAAGGCAUUAUGGAAGCAUAGUUUUUCCUGGCCUUUUCAACAGCCUGUGGAUGCUGUGAAACUAAAAUUGCCUGAUUAUUAUACCAUUGUAAAAAACCCAAUGGAUUUAAAUACGAUUAAAAAGCGGUUGGAGAAUAAAUACUACAUGAAGGCUUCAGAAUGUAUAGAAGACUUCAAUACAAUGUUCUCAAAUUGUUAUUUAUACAACAAGCCUGGAGAUGACAUUGUUCUAAUGGCACAAGCUCUAGAGAAGUUGUUCAUGCAGAAAUUAUCCCAGAUGCCACAGGAUGAGCAAGUUGUGGGUGGUAAGGAAAGAAUGAAGAAAGACUUUCAACAAAACACAUCCAUUUCUUCUGGUAAAGAAAAACCAUCACCCAAAGCAACAGAAAAAGUAUUUAAGGAGCAAGAAAUCUCCUCUGGACUUCCUGAGGCAUCUAUCUCUCCCUUAAACAUGGUGCAUGGAGCCCUGCCCACCUCUGGCUCUCAGACUGUGCUCCAGGUUACAAGGGGUGUGAAGAGAAAAGCAGAUACAACAACUCCUACAACUUCCAUAGUUAAAGCAAAUAGUGAAUCUUUUCCGACACUUACAGAAAAUAAACCAGUGAGAACACCACCAGUAAAAGAAAAUGUAGUGAAGAAUGUGUUGCUGGAGUCUCAGCAACAGCAUAAAGCUGUCAAGAGUGUUAAAGUAACGGAACAACUGAAGCACUGCAGUGAGAUUCUUAAAGAAAUGCUUGCAAAGAAACAUGUAUCCUAUGCAUGGCCCUUCUACAACCCCAUCGACGCCAAUGCUCUGGGGCUCCAGAACUACUAUGAAAUCAUCAAAAACCCCAUGGACCUGGGCACUAUCAAGGGGAAAAUGGACAAUCAAGAAUAUAAGGAUGCAUAUGAGUUUGCUGCAGAUGUUAGAUUAAUGUUCAUGAAUUGCUACAAAUACAACCCUCCAGAUCAUGAAAUAGUGGAAAUGGCUAGAAUGCUUCAGGAUGUUUUUGAAAUGCAUUUUGCAAAGAUUCCUGAUGACCCUGUUGAGACCACACCCAUAUGUCACCUCCCACCAAAUGCUUCCAAAUCCCUUGGUAGAGGAAGCAGUAGUGAUGCGUCCUCUGAAGAUAACUCUUCCGAGGAUUCUGAAGAUGAGAGAGUCCAGCGUCUUGUAAAGCUUCAGGAACAGCUUAAUGCUGUUCAUCAACAGCUACAGGUUCUGUCCCAAGUGCCUUUCCGUAAAUUAAAGAAAAAGAAUGAAAAGUCAAAAAGAGUGAAGAAAAGACAAAGAGUUAAUAACAAAGAUGAAAAUCCAGGGAAAAAUUGUAAGCAAAUGAAACUAAAGGAAAAGCCCAAGAGCACUCAGCCAAAGAAAAGGAAACAGCAGGUUCUAAUGAAAUCUGAAAAUGAAGAUAACGCUAAGCCUAUGAACUAUGAUGAGAAAAGGCAGUUGAGUUUGGAUAUAAACAAACUCCCUGGAGAUAAACUUGGCCGAGUAGUUCAUAUAAUACAAUCAAGAGAACCCUCACUGAGAAAUUCCAAUCCUGAUGAGAUAGAGAUAGACUUUGAGACGCUGAAAGCAUCCACACUAAGAGAAUUGCAAAAAUAUGUUGUGGCAUGUCUAAGGAAAAGACCACUAAAGCCUCAUGCUAAGAAAAUAACGCAAUCCAAAGAAGAACUUCAUGCACAGAAAAAGCAAGAGCUGGAAAAGCGCUUACAGGACGUAAACAAUCAGCUGAAUUCUAGAAAACGCCAAGUAAAACGUAGGUGGCAGUUUUUAAAUGCUCCUCCUCUGACUGUUGAAUGCUAUUGGCACUUUACUGUAUCUCCCUGCUUUGUAGCUGAGAAAACACCAGCACUGAAAGCAAUUGGAAGUGGGUCCCGUCUGAGUGACAGCAGCAGCAGCAGCAGCAGUAGCAGUAGCAGCAGCAGCAGCAGCAGCAGCUCCUCCCAGUCGGGAAGCAGCAGCAGCAGUGAUUCAAGCUCAUCGGACAGCAGCGAUUCUGAACCAGAAAUGCGUAAAUUUACUGAAGCAAAACAGUGUGAUGCACCUUCUAAAGAGAACACAAAGAAGAUACAAUCUUCUGUGCAAGAUACAAGCUCUGCUGAAGCAGCUCUUGCUCAGCAGACCACACACCCGUGUGGAGUACCAGUGAACCAUCACCAGCCAGUACAUGUUUAUCCAGGCUUAGAACAUCCACAGGCUAUGGAGACCAAUGUGCCUAUGCAGAGCCACCCUCUUUUAGGUGAUUCUGAAGUCUUGAAUGGCCCCACAGUGGUGCAUCCAUCUGAUGACAAUGGCCCAAUGGUGUUAGACUCUGAAUGUCAAGUUCCUGUGCAGAAGGAUAUAAAGAUUAAGAAUGCAGACUCUUGGAAAAGUUUAGGCAAACCAGUGAAAUCCUCAGGUGUACUGAAAUCCUCAGAUGAGCUCUUCAACCAGUUUAGAAAAGCAGCAAUAGAAAAGGAAGUAAAAGCUCGGACACAAGAACUAAUACGGAAACAUCUGGAACAAAAUACAAAGGAACCAAAAAUAUCUCAAGAAAAUCAGAGGGACCUUGGAAAUGCAUUGACUCUAGAGUCUUUUUCAAAUAAAAUGCAAAACAGGUGCCAUGGAGAAGAGCAGAAAGAACAUGAGCCGUCAUCAGAAGCUCAAGAUAAGUGCAAUCCGUGGCUUCUCAAAGAUCGUAAUUUAGCAAGGGAGAAAGAGCAAGAGCGGAGGAGGAGAGAAGCAAUGGCGGGUACCAUUGAUAUGACUCUUCAAAGUGACAUUAUGACAAUGUUUGAAAGCAACUUUGAUUAA